AUGUUCUAAGGAGAAGAGAAACCAUUAUCUGAAUUUGUAUUAAAUUAUUAUUAAGUUAGUAAUUAAUCCUGCAUUUGAUACAUUAAAAUGAUUAUGAUACUUUGAAGGAAUUGGGAAUAAACAAAGGUAAAGUAAAAAAAUUUGAUAGCCAACAUUAAUUUUUUGGAACAAUUUAAUGAAAUUGAGCUAGAUUAAAAAAUAUCACCUCUAAUAUGUGCUUGCUUUCUUGGUAGAUUAGAAAUAGUUAAGCUUUUAUUAUCUAACUCUUAAAUUGAUGUUGAUUUAGCAAGUAUUGAUUCUGGAUAAACUCCACUUUCUGUAGCAGCAAUGACAGGAAAUUACGAAAUUUUGAAGAUAUUACUUGAUGCUGGAGCAGAAGUUAACAAGCCAAAUACUUUUAAUUAAACAGCUUUUGUUUCAUGUUUUGCUAGACUAGAAGAAGUAUUUUCUUCAUACUAUAAAUAUUUUUAAGGAAAAAAAUGUUUUUGAAAAUCGUAAAAUUUGUUUCAAAAUGGCUGAAUUAUUACUUCAUUAUGGAGCAGAUAUCAAUUGGAUAGUAGAUAAAACACAUGGUUUUAACUUAUUAAUGUAGUUGUGCUCAAUCAAAAUGGAGUUAAACCCAAAAGAAGCAGAAAUAAAUUAUUAGAUUAUUAAAUUUCUAAUUGAAAAUGGAGUAUAAAUUUUAAUUAAUUUAGGCUUAAAAAGAACUUCAAUCACUUAAAGGUAAAAAGGCUAUUGAUCUAUUAAACAAGCACUCCAAUAAAGAAUAAUUGAUUGACUUAUUAAAAAAUACAACAUAAAUUUAUUUUUAUGGAAGACAAAAGAAUAGCAGCAGAAAUUUAUAAUUAUAAUCGAAGCAUCUAAAAAAUGGAUCUUAGUAGUAAAAGGCAUCAAAUUUUAGUUGA
Messenger RNA from Paramecium sonneborni, 905 nucleotides. The record is from the annotation of a GenBank genome assembly. NCBI's taxonomy places the organism in Eukaryota, Ciliophora, Oligohymenophorea, Peniculida, Parameciidae.